AUGAGAGGGAUCUCCGCGGACGGGCGCGAACCGGACUCGUCCUGGCGCCGGAGGGGGGCUGCCGUGCCGCGGCCCGAGAAACCACACCGCCGCCGGCCGCUGGGCGCAGGAUCCGAGGCGGAGAGCGAGGAUGAGGGCGGCGAAAGCGAAGAGCGAGAGGAGCAGACAGAGGAGGCGGCGGCUCCGGCGGCGGCGGCUGCUGCGACUGCUGCUGGCGCUCGCGCGGCUGCCGCUUUUCUAGAACCUUCCCUCCGACCAACGCGUCUUCCCCCUCCGCCUACGUCAGUGCGGCUGCGCAGACGCACUAACGGCCGCCAACGGCGCGGAGGGGCUGCGUUCGCCCUACGCCAACAGCGUACCCCGCCCCCGCAGGGCGGUGCCUGGCGCCAUUGGGCGGGGGAGAAACGGUCGCGCAGUUUGAAAUUGACCCAGCCCCCGCCCCCCGCCCCCCGCCCCGGGGCCCUGACGGGCUCCCUGAGCGCCGCCGAGCCAGAAGCCGCCCGCCCCACGGCUCCGCCCCCGCGCCGGGGCCGCGACUCGGCCCGGCCCACCCCUGGGGCCCAGACUCGGCUGCCCAGUUCCGCCUGGUCCCCUCCCCCACCUGCGGCCGGCCCCACCCCCACUCCCAAAGGAAGUCCUUUGGGCCUGCGUUUUGGCGCCAGUGCACGGCCCCCCACGGCUCCGCCCCCGCGCUCCCCGUCCCAGCUCAGCAGCGACGGCAGCGGUGGCCCCGGCGGUAGCAAGCAGCGGCAGCAGCAGCAGCAGCAACAGCAGCGGUAG
Monodelphis domestica (gray short-tailed opossum) is the source of this 780-nucleotide messenger RNA. NCBI's taxonomy places the organism in Eukaryota, Metazoa, Chordata, Mammalia, Didelphimorphia, Didelphidae. The record is from RefSeq and is a predicted model, not a curated record.